Messenger RNA from Rhododendron vialii, 3743 nucleotides. RefSeq names its product DNA mismatch repair protein MSH3. Gene Ontology annotation, molecular function: ATP binding; mismatched DNA binding; ATP-dependent DNA damage sensor activity. Gene Ontology annotation, biological process: mismatch repair; mitotic recombination. The record is from RefSeq and is a predicted model, not a curated record. Lineage: Eukaryota; Viridiplantae; Streptophyta; Magnoliopsida; Ericales; Ericaceae. Gene Ontology annotation, cellular component: nucleus. The coding region runs from base 109 to 3432 and encodes 1107 amino acids. The transcript has 12 exons.
ACCAUAUCACCCAAUACAACACAAAAGACCCUUUUUUACUUCCCCCACCGCCAAAAGAAUCAAAACCAAUACUCCACGGCUCAACCCCACGACGGUGCCACGCCCUCCAUGGGAAAACAGAAGCAACAGGUGAUUUCCCGCUUCUUCGCUCCCAAACCCAAACUCCCCUCACCUUCAACUUCACCAUCAGAAUCACCAUUACUCCCAAACCCGCCAACCCCUCCCCCUAAGAUCACCGCCACUGUCACUUUCUCACCCUCCAAACGCCUCCGCAACUCCAACCUCACGUCCCCCACCUCCUCUCCCUCCAAAACCCCAAGACUUUCUUCACCCGAUCCGUCCCUCCACCAAAAAUUCCUCAACAAACUUCUAGAACCAACUGAAGACCUUGCAAGUAGUUCCCAAAAAAACCCACUUUCUAAUCCCAAGUAUACCCCACUGGAGCAACAAGUCGUGGACCUCAAAGAGAAAUACCCAGAUGUUCUUUUGAUGGUUGAGGUUGGUUAUAGGUACAGGUUUUUCGGUGGAGAUGCCGAGAAUGCGGCUAGGGUUUUGGGGAUUUAUGCCCACGUGGAUCACAAUUUCUUGACGGCCAGUGUGCCGACUUUUCGGUUGAAUGUUCAUGUAAGGAGGCUUGUGAGUGCUGGGUAUAAGGUGGGUGUGGUGAAGCAGUCUGAGACAGCGGCAAUUAAGGCCCAUGGGUCGAACAGGUUGGGGCCUUUCUGUCGCGGGUUAUCGGCAUUGUACACCAAGGCCACGUUGGAGGCUGCAGAGGAUGUUGGAGGUGGCGAAGAGGGGUGUGGGUCGAGCAGCAACUACUUGGUUUGUGUUGUUGAGAAAGGGGUGGGCGGUGAGAACGGGAAAGAGAGUGGGGUUGAUGAUGUGAGGAUAGGGGUAGUUGGGGUUGAGAUAUCUACUGGGGAUGUGGUUUAUGGGGAGUUCAAUGAUAAUUUGAUGAGGGCUGGGCUUGAGGCUUUCAUUUUGAGCUUGUCCCCUGCUGAAUUACUCCUUGUGGAGCCUCUCUCUAAACAAACUGAGAAGUUGCUAUUGGCAUAUGCUGGACCAGCCUCAAAUGUCCGCGUGGAGCGUGCCUCAAGAUAUUGCUUCAAUGAGGGUGGGGCACUUGCUGACGUGAUGUCUUUAUACGAGAAUACUAGUGAAAAUGGCUUGGGGGAUCAGCAAGAGGAAGGAACAGAGGUGAGAGAGCGGGGAAAUAGCCACAUGGCAAUUGAGGGAAUUAUGGCCAUGCCAGAUUUCACUGUCCAAGCAUUAGCUUUACUCAUUCGUCAUCUCAAACAAUUUGGAUUUGAGAGGAUUCUUAGCCUGGGAGCUUCAUUUCGGCCUUUCUCGGGGACCAUGGAAAUGACUCUUUCAGCCAAUUCAAUCCAACAACUAGAGCUUUUAAAGAAUAACUCUGAUGGAUCUGAGUCUGGAUCCUUGCUGCACUGUAUGAAUCACACACUUACUAUAUUUGGGUCAAGGCUUCUGAGGCACUGGGUGAGUCAUCCUUUAUGUGAUCGGAACAUGAUCUUGGCUCGUCUUGAUGCUGUUUCUGAGAUUGCAGAGUCCGUGGGAUCUUCAUCUUCUAAAGCUUCAUGGAGUUUGAGCAACAUUGAUGAGGGAGGCCAUGAUGUCACAUUUGUGCAACCUGAUUUUAGUUAUUUGCUUUCUUCAGUUUUGACUGCCCUAGGAAGGUCACCUGAUAUUCAGCGUGGGAUAACCAGAAUCUUCCAUCGAACAGCCACGGCAUCUGAGUUUGUGGCAGUCAUUCAAGCUCUCUUAGUAACUGGAAAACAACUUCAGCAACUUCACAUUGAAGAAGAGGGCAAAAGUAAGAGUGUGUCGAGAAAAACUGUGCAUUCCGUGUUGUUGAGAAAGUUGAUUUUGACAGCUUCAUCAUCUAGUGUUAUUAGCAAUGCGGCUAAACUUCUGUCUGCCCUGAAUAAAGAAGCUGCUGAUCGAGGCGAUCUUCUGAAUUUAUUCAACAUUUCGAGUGGACGGUUCCCGGAGGUUGCUGAAGCUGGAACAACAGUUCAAUUGGCAAAAGAGAAAUUGGAUUCAAUGAUUGUUUUGUACCGCAAACAGCUUGGAAUGCAUAAAUUAGAGUUCAUGAGCGUGGCUGGCACAACGCAUUUGAUAGAGAUGCCAUCAGAUGUCAAGGUACCAUUAGACUGGGUGAAAGUAAAUAGCACUAAGAAAACAAUUCGCUAUCACCCUCCGGAAGUAUUGACUGCCCUGGACCAUUUAACACUGGCACAAGAGGAGCUUGGUGUUGUCUGCCGAGGUGCCUGGGAUGGCUUUCUUGAGGCCUUCGGUAAAUAUUAUGGAGAGUUCCAAUCUGCUGUUCAAGCACUAUCUGCUUUGGACUGUCUGCAUUCACUUGCUAUACUUUCAAGAAAUAAGAACUAUAUUCGUCCAGAUUUUGUAAAUGAUGCUGAACCUGUUCAGAUACAUAUCUCUGCUGGUCGUCAUCCGGUUAUGGAGACUAUAUUGCAAGAUAAUUUUGUCCCAAAUGACACACAUUUGCAUGCAGCAGGAGAGUUCUGUCAGAUAGUGACAGGGCCAAAUAUGGGAGGGAAGAGUUGCUAUAUUCGCCAAGUUGCUCUGAUUGCCAUAAUGGCUCAGGUUGGUUCCUUUGUCCCAGCGUCAUCAGCAAAACUGCACGUGCUUGAUGGCAUCCACACACGAAUGGGUGCUUCUGACAGUAUCCAGCAAGGACGGAGCACAUUUUUGGAAGAAAUGAGCGAGGCAUCCACCAUAAUCCAUAAUUGCACUCCCCAAUCUCUAGUUAUCAUUGAUGAGCUUGGGCGAGGCACUAGUACACAUGAUGGGGUUGCAAUUGCUUAUGCUACAUUGCAUCAUCUUCUCGCACAGAAAAGAUGCAUGGUUCUAUUUGUUACCCAUUACCCAAAAAUAGUCGACAUCAAGAACGAAUUUCCAGGCUCUGUGGGGGCAUACCAUGUUUCAUACAUGACAUCACAGAGUGUAACAGAUGUGAUGGACUCAAAUGAUAAGAAUGGUGAUAAAAUGGACCAUCAAGAUGUCACGUACCUUUAUAAGCUUGUGCCUGGUGUUUCAGAGAGGAGUUUUGGAUUUAAGGUUGCUCAGCUUGCACAGCUACCUCCUUCGUGUAUUCGUCGAGCUAUUGUCAUGGCUACAAAGUUGGAGGUAGCAGUAGGCAAACGAGAGGAAAGUAGACUGGCACUGAAGACACGGGACAAGAAUGCAGAAACACAAGAGAACGUCUUGAAAUCUCAAGAUUGUCCGCUUGCGCAAGGCUUUGAGAUAGAAGAAUUGACUGACAAUUACAGGGUGUUUUUCGAAAACAUCAACUCUGCUUUGGGGGACUGUGACCUAGCAAAUUCCUUCCAGUUUCUGAAACGUGCUAGAAGCAUUGGAAUGGAGUUGAUCAAUGAGUACAAGACCAUUUAAAAGUGUGGUAUUCUCUGCUGCAAUUUUUGUAUUGUGUUCUUCUCAAUCUUUCCCUUGCAAAGGGCAAAGACAGUUGGCGAAUUUUCCUAUAGCAGCACGAAUACUGCCUAUCAAAUUGAUUGGAUAAGCUGCAAAUUUUGUAAUUAGUCAUGUGCAGAUGUCGACACAAGUGAGUCUGGAAGUGGCAAGCCAUAGCAAGAUCUUGUUUUUGAGGAGGGUAGAAAUUCCUAUGUAUUUUCACUUUAGAGUUGUGUAAGUUAUGCUCUGUAUUGUACAGUUCCAAGAAUGAAAUGAGUGGAAUUUCACAGUAA